AUGGCUGACUCCUCCUUUGAAAUCGACUAUUAUUCCCCAAGCCGCCGACGUGGACGCCAUCACCCCACUCCCACCAGCUCACGGUUUGCCUCUCCCUAUUACACUCCUACUAGCUCUCGUCACAUGUCGCAUAGUCCUACCUCUAGAAGAAUCCGGAACCCAUCUCCGGCAACUCCUUUUGCGUCGAACACCGAUAUGUCAUGGCAAGGCGAGCUUUCAUGGCACUUUGAGCCAACUGGGCGGCGUGACAGCAAUCUAAGCGCAGCUUUAAGCCCGUGGACUGCCACCCACCCUUCGGAGAGUCGUGUAUUUCGCCGUUCAGCCAAUGACUAUUACCGUUCUCGAACAUAUGGGUCACGUGGCUUGACGAAUUCAUAUAACGAAUUCUCAGGCUACGACGCUGUCGCGGCAGGGAGGCUUGAGCUCCAAAGCUAUGUUGCAAGAGAUAAUGAGAGUUCGUAUUUCCGAAAGAAUUAUACUUCUGGUGAAUAUAGCAAGUCUCGUGGGCUUUCAAAGUUUAAAGUGGUUGAACAGGGGCGAGGUAGUGGUCCUUUGGCUAUCAAAGAUGAACUUAGAAUGUCUGAUGAAGAUGAAGAUCAUCUUGACUUGUCUCAUGGCGGUUAUCAUCAUGGCCUAGGGCCGUCCAAUAUUGGACACGGGGUAUCACAUGUUGCGCAUCAUCAUGGUCAUGGCGUUUCCCAUAUGGGGAAUGACCGUGUUGACAGGAAUUAUGGUUAUGAGCACCAUGGCCAUGGGCUAUCAGGUGGUGGUCAUCAUCAUGGACAACAUGAUUCUGAUGCUUUUCAAUCUACAAGUCAUCAUUAUGGGAGUAAUGAUCGGUACAAUGACAGUGAUGAAGCUUCGGGUUACAAUGACGAUGUUGGCGGUGACGAUGAAGAUAAUGUGGAGCCGGCAAAGUCAGUUGGGCUGUUCAGCUUGUUCAAGUAUUCAACAAAGUGGGAUAUAGUUCUCGUGAUCUUGGGUUGUUUAGGCGCUCUCAUUAAUGGAGGAUCCCUCCCUUGGUAUUCUUAUCUUUUUGGAGAGUUUGUGAAUAAAAUCGCUUUAGAUUCGUCAACUGACAAAACUCUGUUGACGAAGGAUAUAGAGAAGGUAUGUCUGCUUAUGACUGGGUUAGCAGCACUUGUGGUUAUUGGAUCAUACUUGGAGGUCACCUGCUGGAGACUGGUUGGGGAGCGGUCAGCUCUACGGAUAAGAACAGAAUAUUUAAGAGCAGUUCUACGACAGGAUAUUGGCUUUUUUGACACCCAACUUAGCACCGGUGAUAUCAUGCACGGAAUUUCAAGCGAUGUUGCUCAGAUACAAGAAGUGAUGGGAGAGAAGAUGGCACACUUCAUCAACAGUGUAUUUACCUUCAUCUGCGGCUAUACUGUAGGGUUUUUGAAGUCGUGGAAAAUAUCUCUGGUAGUCUUCUCAGUCAUCCCAUUGAUGAUGUUCUGUGGUAUUGCUUACAAAGCUAUUUAUGUAGGCCUAACCGCGAAAGAAGAGGUAUCCUAUCGGAGAGCUGGUCGCAUGGCAGAGCAAGCAGUCAGUUCAAUUAGAACUGUAUUUGCAUUCGUUGCAGAGGAUCAUUUGGCUGCAAGAUAUGCUGAAUUAUUGCAGAAGUUAGUGCCUUUUGGUGCAAAGAUUGGCUUUGCUAAGGGUGCAGGAAUUGGAGUUAUCUAUUUGGUUUCUUAUACUACAUGGGCAUUGGCUUUCUGGUAUGGAGCUAUUUUGGUUUCUAGGGAAGAGAUCUCUGGAGGUGCUGCCAUUGCUUGUUUCUUUGGUGUCAAUCUUGGGGGAAGGGGAUUGGCAUUGUCACUAUCAUAUUUUGCCCAAUUUGCACAAGGCACUGUGGCAGCGAGCCGGGUGUUUGAAAUCAUAGAUAGAGUUCCAGAGAUAGAUCCCUACAGUCCUGUGGGAAGUACACUCCCUAGUGUUCGUGGAAGGAUUGAGUUCAGAGGCGUUACAUUUUCAUAUCCAUCCCGUCCCGGUGAUCAAGUUCUCCGAUCUCUUAAUCUAGUGAUUCCAUCUUAUAAGACUCUCGCAUUAGUCGGAGCCAGUGGAGGUGGCAAGUCCACCAUUUUUGCUCUUAUAGAGAGGUUCUAUGACCCCAACGUAGGAACACUCACACUGGAUGCUCAUGAUUUAAGAACACUGCAAGUCAAGUGGCUAAGAGGUCAGAUAGGUAUGGUUGGUCAGGAGCCAGUUCUCUUUGCCACAACGAUACUGGAAAAUGUGAUGAUGGGGAAGGAGAAUGCCACUAAAAAGGAGGCAGUAUCUGCUUGCAUUGCAGCCAAUGCUCAUAGCUUCAUCACUGGCCUCCCACUAGGCUACGAUACUCAGGUUGGAGACAGGGGAAGCCAACUCUCAGGUGGUCAGAAACAGAGAAUUGCACUGGCUCGAGCCAUGAUCAAAGACCCUAGAAUCCUUCUCUUGGAUGAGGCUACAAGCGCACUCGAUGCUGAGUCUGAGUCUGUUGUCCAACAAGCGAUUGAUAAGAUUUCCUCUGGCCGAACCACCAUUGUCAUUGCUCACAGGCUAGCCACAGUAAGAAAUGCCCACGCCAUUGUGGUUCUCGACCAUGGCUCUGUUACUGAGAUUGGCAACCACCGUCAACUCUUGGAAAAGGCGGGGGUCUACUAUGACCUUGUCAGGCUUGCUUCUGAUGCAGUUUCAAAACCCUUCUCAAAACAGAAUGAUAAUCUGAAAGGCACGGAAUUCUCUGUCUAUGACAAAUCAGUUAAUGAUGUAUCAAGAUCAAAGAACUCACGUGAUGUUCCAAGGCCAGAGGGCAAGAAGUCUAUGAAAGAGGAAGAACUAGGAGAGGGGGAAGAAGAGCAAGAAACUACUACUAGAACAUAUAAAAUUUCAGAAGUUUGGAAGUUACAGAGACCAGAGAUUGCCAUGGUAGUAUUUGGAUUUCUCUUUGGUAUGCUUGCAGGCGCAUUUCUAACUAUCUUUCCUUUAAUUCUUGGCCAAGCCCUUGAAAUAUACUUCGGUGACAGAUCAAGGAUAAAAAGAGAAGUUGGUAAGCUUUGUUUAAUACUUUUUGGGCUUGGCUUUGGGUGUAUAGCCACCUUUACAGGGCAGCAAGGUUUGUGUGGCUGGGCUGGAACAAAACUCACAAUGAGGGUGAGAGACCUUUUAUUCGAAUCAAUCUUAAAGCAAGAACCAGGUUGGUUUGAUUUUGAAGAAAAUACCACUGGAGUACUUGUUUCAAGGCUCUCCAUUGAUUGUGUUAGUUUUCGUUCAGUCCUUGGUGAUCGAUUCUCGGUCUUAUUAAUGGGUUUGAGUUCAGCUGCAGUUGGACUUGGUGCGUCAUUUUACCUCGAUUGGCGACUAGCCCUUUUGGCUGCAGCUCUCACUCCUUUCACUCUUGGUGCAAACUACUUGAGCUUGAUCAUCAAUGUUGGACCGAGACUCGACAACAAAGCCUAUGUCAAAGCUAGCAAUAUUGCUUCCGGUGCAGUUUCAAACAUUAGAACAGUGGCAACGUUGUCUGCUCAAGAACUGUUAGUUGAGUCGUUCGACCAAGCUUUGUCAGAGCCAAAGAAAAAAUCAGUCAGAAGAUCACAAACACUAGGACUAACACUUGGCUUCUCUCAAGGUGCCAUGUACGGAGCAUAUACCUUAUUCCUUUGGUUUGGUGGAAAUCUCGUCAAAGAAAACAAAACAAGCUUUGGGGAUGUAUAUAAGAUAUUUCUCAUAAUUGUUUUGAGCUCCUUUUCUGUCGGACAAUUAGCCGGUCUAGCCCCAGACACUUCCAGGGCGGCAAUGGCAAUUCCAGCAGUUUUUGAAAUCAUUAAUCGCAGGCCAUUGAUUGAUAAGGAUCAAGGAAAACGUAGAAAGACUGAACGGUCAAAGCCAUUGAAUAUCGAGUUCAAAAGGGUGACAUUUGCAUACCCAUCUAGGCCUGAGGUGAUUGUGUUGAGGGAUUUCAGCUUAAAGGUGAAAGGUGGAAGCAUGGUGGCUUUGGUGGGAGGAAGUGGGUCUGGUAAAUCAACAGUGAUAUGGUUGAUACAAAGGUUUUAUGAUCCAAUUCAAGGGAAGGUAAUGAUGGGAGGUGUUGAUCUGAUGGAAAUUGAUGUCAAGUGGUUGAGAAGGCAAACAGCUUUGGUUGGCCAAGAGCCUACACUGUUUGCUGGGAGCAUCAGAGAAAAUAUUGCAUUUGGAAACCCGAAUGCUUCAUGGGCUGAGAUUGAAGAGGCUGCAAGGGAAGCUUACAUUGACAAGUUCAUUAGUGGCCUACCUCAAGGCUAUGAAACUCAGGUUGGCGAGAGCGGAGUCCAGUUUUCGGGAGGUCAGAAACAAAGGAUUGCAAUAGCAAGAGCCAUACUGAAGAAAUCAAGAGUGCUACUGUUAGAUGAAGCUAGCAGUGCACUGGACCUGGAAUCAGAGAAGCAUGUCCAAGACGCAUUAAAGAAAGUUGCUGCGCGAACAACCACAAUCGUAGUAGCGCACCGCCUAUCUACAAUCAAAGAGGCCGACACGAUUGCUGUUAUGAAAGAUGGUGAGGUCGUUGAGUAUGGGAGCCAUGACACUCUCAUGGCUUCCCAUCUUAAUGGUGUGUAUGCUAGCUUGGUUCGUGCAGAGACUGAAGCCAACGCAUUUUCUUGAGACGUGUAUUGUUAAUCCUGUAUACAUUAUCCUUUAAAGUUUG
Molecule: messenger RNA, 4660 nt
Organism: Juglans regia (Persian walnut)
Lineage: Eukaryota; Viridiplantae; Streptophyta; Magnoliopsida; Fagales; Juglandaceae
Product: ABC transporter B family member 19-like
Exons: 9
Coding region: 1-4617 (1538 amino acids)
Biological process (GO): transmembrane transport
Cellular component (GO): membrane
Molecular function (GO): ATP binding; ABC-type transporter activity; ATP hydrolysis activity
Source: RefSeq, a predicted model, not a curated record